ACCUUUUUGCUAUUUGGAUUCUGGGCGCGCAUGUCUCGUUUACUCGCAUAAAUUGUCGAAGUUUGCAUUUCGUGAUAAAAUGGCUUCGACUACAAAUUCGAAGCAUUUGGAAGUAAACGGCGACUGUUUAUACACGAAUAAAAGAUACAAAAUGGAAAGUAAUAAAGUGACUGUUGUUUUGGGCGCUCAAUGGGGCGAUGAAGGAAAAGGAAAAGUUGUGGAUCUUCUGGCAGUUAAUGCUGACAUCGUGUGCCGCUGUCAGGGCGGUAACAACGCCGGUCACACUGUUGUCGUCGACGGCAAGGAGUUUGAUUUCCACUUACUGCCAAGCGGUAUCAUCAAUCAGAAAUGUGUCUCAGUAUAGGUUUUCGUCAAAUCCUAUUUAGGAAACGGGGUAGUCAUCCACCUGCCUGGUCUGUUCGAGGAGUUGAAGAAGAACGAGCUGAAGGGUAUGGAGGGCUGGCAGCAGAGGCUCAUCAUAUCGGACAGGGCCCAUCUUGUCUUUGAUAUGCAUCAACAGGUCGAUGGUUUGCAAGAGGCUGAAAAGGGCAAGAAUUCUUUGGGGACAACCAAGAAGGGUAUCGGUCCUACUUACUCAGCGAAGGCAACAAGAAAUGGAAUAAGGAUUGGAGACCUUCUCGGUGACUUUGAGAUAUUUGAAGAAAAGUUCCGCACCCUAGCCGCUAACUAUAAGAGAAUGUUCCCGUCCCUGGAAUUGGAUAUAGAAAACGAGCUGGUGAGGUACAAGGAGUACGCUGAGAAAAUAAGACCUCUAGUUAAAGACACGGUUUCCUACUUACAUAAAGAAAUCUCCAAUGGAAAGAAAGUUCUGGUUGAGGGGGCCAAUGCUGCCAUGUUGGACAUAGAUUUUGGGACAUAUCCAUACGUGACGUCAUCGAACUGCAGUAUAGGUGGCGUGUGCACGGGCCUAGGGCUCCCGCCCUCACUGAUCGGAGAGGUCCUGGGUGUUGUGAAGGCCUACACGACUAGAGUAGGAGACGGACCCUUCCCGACAGAGUUGCACGAUGAUACGGGCAGCCUGCUCCAGUCCCGGGGUCACGAGGUCGGUGUGACGACGCGCCGUGUCCGCCGCUGCGGCUGGCUGGACCUGGUCGUGCUGAAAUACACGGCCGCCGUCAACGGAUACUCAUCAUUUUGCCUAACUAAAUUGGACAUACUGGAUACAUUGAAAGAAAUCAAAGUCGGUGUGGCUUACAAGCUGAAAGGGAAAAAAAUCGAAUACUUCCCCUCGUCUAUGGCCGAAUUAAGUAACGUUGAGGUGGAAUACAUAACACUGCCUGGCUGGUGUUGUAGUACAGAAAAUGUGAGGCAGAUGGAUAAGCUGCCCGAAGCAGCAAGAAACUAUGUAAGGACCAUUGAGGACUAUCUGCAAGUGCCUGUGAAAUACAUAGGCGUGGGUCAAGGUCGGGAGUCCAUCAUCAACGCCGAUUAACGUCGGCUGCUCGUGCAAUACUUGAUAAACGAUCUCUACCAAGGCUAGCGAGUCUUUGUUUAAUAUAAAACCCAGUGUAUUCGCUGCUAACAUAACGAAAGGAUAUAGUUACGUAUACAGUGGACCCGUGGUGACCGGAACCGGAAGCUAUCUAAUCAGGCUCCAUCUGUAAUUCGACGAUCUGUUACUUUUUAUUGAAUAUUUCCGCUAUUGCGCUCCACGCGUACGGUAUUGGCUUGAUUCUGAUUGCCUUAUUGCUUAGUUUGAAUUUGACUGCAUCUGAUGAAAAUAGUGUUGUGAUUUAUGCUUUAGAAAACACACACACACACACUUAUGACAUAUAAAAUCUUAUCAUACCAUUAAAAAAAAAAUCUGGACUAUAGCGGGGGUCUUAGGUAGUAAGUACUCUUAUAAUCCGACAAAGACCCGCAAAAUGUUUGUCGGAUUACCGGGCGUCCAAUGUAUACUGAAACGAAGAAAAUCAAAUGUUUUAAACGAUAUGAAACAAGACUCUGCGAUAAUUUAGUACAAAUUAACGUUCCAUUCUGUUAAUACGACAAAUGUAUAGUUAAAAUAUAACGCUUCGACAAGUCUUAUGAAGAGAUCGUUGUUUUUAAUGAAUCGCCGAUUUUAUAUAGGAACAGUAUUUUUUAUUUCCAUAAUGUUAGUCUAAGAUCCGUCGUUUUAUAAUUAAAUGAAUUUUAGUAACAAUCAAUUGGAGGAUCUUACACUACAUAACAUAAUGUAUAUACUAUAUACACGGAUGAAUGUUCUCAGAGCCUGUUCAGUCUACAUUAUAAUGAAAUAUAAGUACUUACUUAACACCAUUACUGUGUAAAUUGUGGUUACAUAUGACAGUGUUUAACCGACCUCCGAAAAGGAUGAUUUAAUCAAUUGCAUACAUUCUAAUUCUUAACUGGACAUUUUUUUUUUCUCAAUCAUUUUACAAUAAUCAACAGAUGAAUUAAGAAUGUUAUGCAAUUUUUUUAAGCAUUUUGUAGAUAUCAAUAACCAUGUAAGUAAUGUAUUUGUUUUUAAAUGAGUCUGAAAACCUAGCUCUACUCACAUCGAGAAUCAUGAAAAUAUGUCAAAAUAAUAUUCAUAGACACCGGUGCUCUCAAUAGCUCUAAAAUCUGCUAUAUUUGAGGUCUUUAAAAACACACACACACACACACACACACACACACAUAUAUAUAUAUAUAUAUAUAUAUAUAUAUAUAUAUACUGUAGACUACAGACUGGCCUCGUUCCUACUAAGUGUUUUAAAAAUAAAUUUACGAGCAGCACAAACAUUAUGAAUUCUUUUUGUGAUCAUAGCCGUAGUUUGUGCUUAAGACUUAAGGAUAGAAAAAUUUAUGUAUGUAUUGAUAUAUUUUUACAAUCAUGAAUUUGAAAUCGUCUUAUAACUAAUCGAAAUUUUAAAAAAAAUAACACAAUUAUAUCGAAUUGUCUUUUUAUUUUUUAAUUAUUAUUUUUUAUUGAAUGAUAAUCAUGUUACAAAUCUUGUAAUGAAGCGAUUUUCUCUAAAUCUUGUUUAUUGUAUGUACUUAACAUACUUGUUCCUAAUUUUUAUUUCUAGCAACAUUUAUUUCACGUGUGUUUUGUGAUAUCUAUAUUUUUAAAAUGUAAAUACGUCAAUGGUUAUUAUGCCAAUAAAUUAUAGUUAUUCUUUUA
Messenger RNA from Danaus plexippus (monarch butterfly), 3127 nucleotides. It is a transcript of the gene Adss, whose product is annotated as adenylosuccinate synthetase. The transcript has 10 exons. Gene Ontology annotation, cellular component: cytoplasm. The record is from RefSeq and is a predicted model, not a curated record. Gene Ontology annotation, biological process: 'de novo' AMP biosynthetic process; IMP metabolic process. NCBI's taxonomy places the organism in Eukaryota, Metazoa, Arthropoda, Insecta, Lepidoptera, Nymphalidae. Gene Ontology annotation, molecular function: adenylosuccinate synthase activity; GTP binding.